Molecule: messenger RNA, 3133 nt
Organism: Clupea harengus (Atlantic herring)
Lineage: Eukaryota; Metazoa; Chordata; Actinopteri; Clupeiformes; Clupeidae
Gene: gpm6aa
Product: glycoprotein M6Aa
Biological process (GO): neuron projection development
Cellular component (GO): neuronal cell body; axonal growth cone; filopodium
Source: RefSeq, a predicted model, not a curated record
GAGACACAGAGAGUAGUGAGGGAGAGAGAGGAAGGGAGCGAGAGAGAGAGAGAGCUGAGCUCACACGGAGGAAUAUCGCGCUUCUAUUGUCAGUGCUUCGCAGGGGGGUUACGAUAAGGAGCUGGUCUGGACAAGCUCGACGCGGCUGCACUGGUCACUUCUGUAGAGUAGAUCUCCGUAUCACACCUGAAUAUCAUGGAGGAAGACAUGGAUGAGGGGCAGACCCAGAAAGGGUGUGGCGAAUGCUGUCUGAAAUGCCUGCGUGGCAUCCCGUACCCAUCGCUGGUGGCCACCAUCCUGCUGUAUGCUGGCGUGGCGCUCUUCUGUGGCUGCGGGCACGAGGCUCUGACAGGCACCGUCACCAUCCUGCAGAAUUACUUUGAGGUGAUACGGGCACCUGGAGAUGGCGUGGACGUCUUCAUGAUCAUUGACAUCAUUAAGUACGUGAUCUACGGCAUUGCGUCUGCAUUCUUCGUGUAUGGGAUCCUGCUGAUGGUGGAGGGCUUCUUCACAAGUGGAGCCAUUAAGGACCUGUACGGGGACUUCAAGAUCACCACCUGUGGACGCUGCGUCAGCGCAUGGUUCAUCAUGCUGACCUACAUCUUCAUGCUGGCCUGGCUCGGGGUGACGGCCUUCACCUCUCUGCCCGUGUUCGUCUACUUCAACAUCUGGACCAUCUGCCAAAACGCCACGCUGCUGGAGGGAGCCAGCCUGUGCCUCGACCCGCGCCAGUUCGGAGUGGUGACUAUUGGGGAGGAGAGGACAGUGUGUGCAGGAUCUGAGAAGUUUUACAGGAUGUGUGUGUCAACUGAGCUGGACAUGACCUUUCACCUCUUUGUCUGCGCACUGGCUGGGGCUGGAGCUGCAGUCAUCGCCAUGAUCCACUAUCUGAUGGUGCUGUCUGCUAACUGGGCUUACGUGAAGGACGCCUGUAAGAUGCAGAAGUAUGAGGACAUCAAGUCCAAGGAGGAGCAAGAGCUGCACGACAUUCACUCCACGCGCUCCAAGGAGCGCCUCAAUGCCUACACAUAAGGCAGGAGGACGCCCGGGGGAGGAAGUCCAGCGAUGUCACUUCCUGUCACAGGAGAGUGGUGGCGCUGAGAUGAUCUCACUGGUGUCUCUGUACCACCCCAUGACAACCCAUUAUUUUACAUACAGACAGUAUUAUUAUUAUUACUAUUAUUAUUGUUAAGAAGAAGACGUAGUAUUACAAGCUACCUUCACUUUUUUGUUUUUUUAUUUACAUUUUUACUCAUUUUUAAUGGAGGAAGUUUUUUAAAGCUCUUUCUUUUUCGAAUUUUUUUUUUUUGUUCAAUUUCUCAUUAUCUCGUUAUCCUUUUGUUAGAUUUUUCAUUUCUGUGGUUUUUGUUUUCUGGGUACGUUACAUUUAUGGGUACGUUCUGGGGUAUAAAGGGUUUCAAGCACAUUUCCCUCCUGUGUGAGUGUGUCUCUUCAAAGAUCUCGUUCUAAAGAACAACUCACAACAAAGGGCCUUCACUUCAGGAGACAAAAAAAAAUAACAAAAUUAAAAAAAUAAGCACUCUUUUUUUAACCAUUCGUGGGGAGGGAAGCCCAAAACCAGCAGAAUGCUUGCCAAUUCUGUAUUAUUCUCAUAUUAUUACUUUCUGAAAGAUAUUGCAAAUGUACCAUAAAUCUUUUUUUAUUUACAGUUACUAUUCAAGAGUCUAACCAAAAUUCUAUAAGAUAAAGGUUAUUAUUUUUGCUUGCUGAGCCAAGCCUGGGUCAGCAGAGCCAGGCCUGACUUUAAGACUAAUGAAGGGUUUAUGCAGCCGUCGGCUGACUCCACUGCAACACACUUCUGAUGGUUCUGAAGCACAUCUGGCCCUGUCCUGGCACGGAACCGGUGCAGAACCGAUAUGGAACCGCAGCCGGGUAGAGACAGAUUGUGUUGGGGACCCAGUUGCUAUGUGAAGCGUCGUGUCAGAUGAGUCUUACCAUUCGGAAUGCACACCAGUCCUGCCACACAUGCACGCCAACAUUUUAGAGCCCCUCCUCUUAUUUUCUUACAGUAGAGAACGAGAAAAAAGCAGGUAAGUAGGCAGUUUUGCAGUUUUCUGCUCUGUAAAUAGUCUUAUUGUAAAUGUAUACAUGUAUGUAAGCACUUCAAUUUCAGGUAUUAGCCUAAUUCGUAAUGAGUAUCAAAACACAUUCCACGCGUGGGAGGAGAGACACACAGGCAAGUCCAAGAUGGAGGCGAUAUCCUGACGUUCUCUGAAGACGUUACAUUUUGGCGGGAGAUUUGCUUUUGGGGAAAAAAAAGUGAUAUCACACAACAACAAAAAAUAAAUCCUUUAAAAUCAUAAGAAACAAUAAAUUAAAAGAAGAUUAAGAACCUAUAAUGAUAUUUCCUGAUGACGAUAAAAAAAAUCACUUGUUGUCUUGCUUAUAAAUCAUUAUGCUAUUGGACUACAGAGGUGUCUUAUCAUUCUUUUUACUGCCUGGCAAUUCAUGUUUUGUCAGUGUUAUCAAAGAGCUAGUUUUGUGCACUUAUUGGACCAUAUGUGAGCUCUUUAUAGGUGUAAGUGCAUCGGUAUUCAGCUCCUAGUUGAAUCUCUGUACUGUUAGGUAAACAACUGUGAAUCUAGAUGUUCUUUGUGGCAUGGUCAUGCAUUAAAUGGUAAUCGUUUUAACUGGCAACAAACAUACAAAAAAAUAGAAUUUUUUUUGUAAUUUCACUUUUUAAUUUCCUUUUUGAUUUGGUCUCAGUUGUUUUAACAUGUUGACUACAUGUGAACAGUCAACUUCCUUUUUGAUUUCUAAAUCAUGUGCAGUAUUUCAGCUCCUGUGCUCUCUGCAUUUCACUCGAGUCUUCUCCGCUUGUAGAUGGUAGUGUUUGAGUUGUGUCCGUUUGGUUUGUGGUGCGCUUCUUACCCAUGUCCAGAUCUUGCCUCCCUGUAAUCUUGUUGCUCUUUUCAGUACUGACCUGACAAUGCUUUCCGCUCCCUCCUCAUCGUAGCCUUUUGUACUUUCACCAAGAAUGCGUAGUAGAAGCCUGUAAUGAUGGGUCUGUUCUGUACAUACAUGUGCCAACCGCUUAACAGUGGCUUUUCUCAACUGUAGGAACAAACUGCUUGCGUAAAUAAAAAGAUGCACUGGUGUACCUGUUCAUAAA